AUUGUGGGCCACAUUUACAAGAGUAUAAUUAAUUAAGGAAUAAAACCAAAUCCAUAAAUACAAUUUUCUUUCUUUCUUUCUCCGAUUAUUGAAAAUUCCUGUUUCCCCUCUCUCUCUCCGGAACGAAGAUGACCACCUCCUCCGCCACCUCUCGCAAGACACUUAGCAAAAUAGCAAGCAAUAGGCUUCAAAAGGAACUCGUUGAGUGGCAACUCAAUCCUCCUACUGGUUUCAAGCACAAAGUCACUGAUAAUCUCCAAAGGUGGAUAAUAGAAGUAAUUGGAGCACCAGGAACACUGUAUACAAAUGAGAUAUACCAACUUCAAGUUGAUUUUCCUGAGCAUUACCCCAUGGAAGCCCCUCAGGUGAUAUUUGUGAAUCCGGCUCCAAUUCACCCUCAUAUUUAUAGUAACGGCCAUAUAUGCUUAGAUAUUCUGUAUGACUCAUGGUCUCCAGCUAUGACAGUGAGUUCUAUCUGCAUUAGCAUCCUUUCGAUGCUAUCAAGCUCUACGGUGAAGGAAAGGCCCGAGGAUAAUGAUCGCUACGUGAAGAAUUGUAGAAACGGAAGAUCUCCAAAGGAGACUAGAUGGUGGUUCCAUGAUGACAAAGUAUGAAGGUCUAGUUAAGCAAAUCUCUGUCAUAAUUUGUUCAUGACACCAGAUUAGUCUUCUAACUCUUCUAAGAUUAUAUAAAUGAACGGAAGCUUUCUUGGAAAAUCAGAUUAAUCGUUGUCCUUUUCUGUUUGAUAGUAACUUAUUUGAGGAAGGCUUCGGUUUUUUGUAUAGGAGAGAACCUUGUAUCAUUGUAUGUACUACUUCAUAAUAUGUGUGAUGGUGAAUAAAGCUGGGUUUUCAAUGGGUUGUUCGGGGUUGCUCAAAUACUCGAGUUUUAUGCUCAUUUGAUUAAACAACCCCCUUCAAUUUCACCCAUGAAUAAGGCUAUGAAAAAAAGGAGAAAAAUGUACUUGUUCAUUGUUGUUUAUCUGGCUUUAUUUCAGUGAUGUUUUCAGGUA
Spinacia oleracea (spinach) is the source of this 1012-nucleotide messenger RNA. Its product is annotated as probable ubiquitin-conjugating enzyme E2 16. The record is from RefSeq and is a predicted model, not a curated record. Bases 129 to 614 code for a protein of 161 amino acids. Lineage: Eukaryota; Viridiplantae; Streptophyta; Magnoliopsida; Caryophyllales; Amaranthaceae. The transcript has 6 exons.